Acanthosepion pharaonis is the source of this 1173-nucleotide messenger RNA. The record is from the annotation of a GenBank genome assembly. NCBI's taxonomy places the organism in Eukaryota, Metazoa, Mollusca, Cephalopoda, Sepiida, Sepiidae.
AUGGACACCCCCCCCCCGCCCUUUAAUAAUAUAAACGUUGGGGGAUCUAUUUCUCGCUCGCUAAACUCAGAUUUACUUUUUCUUUUUUUUCCCCUACUUUUUCGCCAUUUUCUCUACUUUGUGUUGUUGAAAUUUUUUCUCUCCUGCUUCGCUUUCACUGCUUUUAACUGUUUCUGUAUUCCGUCAGAUCUACCAUUUUUCUCUCGUUUUCUUUCCUUGAAACUUUUUUUUUUUCAUCGAAUCUUUUUUUAUUGCUUCCUUAUUCUCUUUAGAUUUUAUGUUUUCUCUUUUAUUUCUUUUAUGUUUUUCUUUUUCUUUCUUUCUUUCUUUUCUUUUCUUUUCUUUCUUGCUUUUUCUUUCGUUUUCUUUCUUUCUUUCUUUCUUUCUUUCUUUCUUUCUUUCUUUCUUUCUUUCUUUCCCGAUCAUCAUUCCUUCAUUUUCUCUUUUGCUUUCCUCUUUUCAUAUUCUCUAUAUUUUUUGUUUUGUUUUCGCUGUAACCUAACCUUCCUCCCUUCUUUUCUUUCUUUCUUCCUUUCUUUAUUCCUUUCUUUCUUUCAAUCGCUAUUUUUCACAUCUUUUCUUUCUUUCUUUCUUUCUUUCUUUCUUUUCAUCGUUUCUUUCCAUGUCUUUUCUUCAUGUCUUUCAUUAUUUCUUUCUUUCUUCGUUUCAGUCUCACUUUUCGAUGCAUUUUCUUUCUUUCUUUCUUUCUUUCUUUCUUUCUUUCUUUCUUUCUUUCUUUCUUGUGUUUUUUUUUUUGUUUUUUUGUUUCUUUCUUUCUUUCUUUCUUUGUUUUUUCUUUCUGUGUUUCUUUUCACAUUUUUCUCUUUUUCUUUCUUUCUUUCUUUCUUUCUUUCUUUCUUUCUUUCUUUCUUUCUUUCACUCACGCAUUUCCAUGUAUUUUCUUUCAUUCUUUCUUUUGUAAAUUUCAUUUUUCAAAUAUCUCUUCCCAUUUCAACAUCAUCCUUUUCUAUUUUUCUGCUUAACAGACGCCUAGUCUCGAUUUUUUCCCAAUUUUUGUUCAAUUUCUUUUUUAGUUGCGUUUUUCUCCCUAACAUUCUACGCUUACCUCCAAUCACGAAAGGUUUUUUUCUUCAAAGAGACCGACAAGAGACAUCGUGCCUCAGAUCGAUAUGUCUCCUUAUCGUAUAUAGUGCUUUCUCAAUGAUCGAUUAG